Molecule: messenger RNA, 1690 nt
Organism: Mytilus californianus (California mussel)
Lineage: Eukaryota; Metazoa; Mollusca; Bivalvia; Mytilida; Mytilidae
Product: UPF0415 protein C7orf25 homolog
Exons: 6
Coding region: 1-1503 (500 amino acids)
Source: RefSeq, a predicted model, not a curated record
AUGUAUUGUACUACACAUUUGAAGGAAAGAAAGAAAGCAGUAACCGAAUUCGAUAUAAAGGUUCGAGAACAUGAUUUAAAAAGCAGCAACCUCAGUCACUUUUCUGCUAUUAUCCAUGCUGCUACCAACUUACCGAAAGUCAGAAAGAUUCUGCGUCCAUUCAGAUGUAAAGAUAGGAGAGAUAGUCUUGUGGUUGAUAUUGUUGCCCAGGAUGGUCGUAUCUGGGUCAAAGUGAUAGCCAGAAAAGCACAAGCUCUUCAUCUUAUUUGGGCAGGUAGAGGUCAGUAUGGAGACCGGGAUAUUGUCCGCCAAGCUGAAGAUUAUUUGAAAUGUGCAGCUGAACAUACGAUCAAUUUUAUCAUACCAGAAAUACACUAUGCAUUUUACAACGAGGUAACUGAUGUCAUGGCAACUGCUCUUGAAGAUAUUGGUGUUAAAGUUUGGGGGAAAAGAAUACCAGUUUCUACAGACGUUCAGCAUCUGGUAGAGAAUUCCGGAAGUUACUCUGACGAUGAAUAUGACGUUUACAAUCGAAUUAAGAGUGUUUCGGACGAGGAAGAGAAUGACAAUGAAGAGGAUGGUGAUUUUCACAUUCCAAAUGCAAGUGAAUUCAAAUCUUGUUAUAAUAGAUUAAAACAAUUAGAGAAAAUCGAGAUUACUCAAAAGCAAUCUGAACCUGGAGAUCUGUCAAAUGACAAGAGAAGAUAUUCUGGUCUGAUUGAAAGUCAAACGACGUGCAUAGAGAAAGGAAAUGCUAACAGUCUUAAAAGUAUGUCGUUAACAAUCCAAUCGAAUCAUGGUAAAAAUAUCUUAAAUGUGUCAAAUAUCAAUGACAGAUAUCAGGAAUAUUCUCAGUCCACAAACUGUCCCAAUAAACAAGAUAUACUGCUAAAGAUUUUGGGAAGUGUACCAACAUAUAGUUUCGCAGAUACGGUUGUGCCGGAAGUGAUACAAGAAACGACCGGUGAUGUCCUGGAAGCCAAUGGAGUCAAUCUUGACAUAACGACGAUGAUCACGCUAGUAUCCAGUAUAUCACACGGUGGUUGUAAUUUUAUCUUUCGGGAAAAUAUACUUUCACUUCAGGCCAAAGAAGAAAGAGAAUGCCCUGUGCUCCCAGCAUUGCAACAAUAUUUAAAAGGUAAGGAAAUGUAUGUAUGUAAAACGGCACUAGAUGACUUCCAGACUAUUCUUAAUACUUUGGGUGGUGAAAACGAGAAACGUAGAGCAGCUGAACUUUUAGAAAAAUGUAAAAUGGUCUCAGAUCAGCCUUCUGUGAGAUCGCAGAAUCUACCAAAGACUGGAAAAAUUAGGGACAGAUCGAAGAUUAUAUUUGGAACUGGAGACCAACUGAAGUGUGUUACAGUAUCUGCUAAUUCAGGAUUUGUUCGAGCAGCAGAGCAUCAGGGCAUUGUAUUUGCAGUCUAUCUUCACCAAUCUAGAGCACUAACAGAAAAGAAAGAAUUUACGGCUGAAAAAGUCCCAGAUAUAACUAAUCAAGAUUGAUAUGGUUGACCACGGCUAAUUCUAUGUUGACUUUUUGUGAGGAGAAAUUUGAACAAUUUUAUCGUAGGGCUGGUAAUUAUUAUCCCCCUUCGCAUUGAAUUCAACAAAGAAUUGGUUUCUUUCAUAAAAAACAGUUUGUGAAUAUCUCUCCUGUGAUACUGUUUGCAUUAAAACGUUCAUACUUGGU